Molecule: messenger RNA, 1022 nt
Organism: Elaeis guineensis (African oil palm)
Lineage: Eukaryota; Viridiplantae; Streptophyta; Magnoliopsida; Arecales; Arecaceae
Source: RefSeq, a predicted model, not a curated record
UGUUACUUUAUACACAGGUUGCUACUAACCAAGAAAAACAACCAAACGAAGCAAAUUGAUCAAGAGGUUCGAGUGCUUCUGAGAAGCAUAAUAGAGAAGAGAUUGAAGGCCAUUGACAAGGGAGAAGCUACCAAUAAUAACCUACUGGGCUUACUACUGGAAUCAAACAAAAGGUAUUCCCAAGAAGGAGGCUCCAAGAUCCCUGGGAUGACAACCGAAGAUGUGAUCGAGGAAUGCAGAUUGUUCUACUUUGGCGGGCAUGAGACAUCUGCUGUUCUACUCACAUGGACUAUGGUUGUUCUAAGCAUGAAUUCUACCUGGCAAGCACGUGCGAGAGAAGAGGUUCUCCAAGUCUUCGGCGAAAAUAAUCCUGACUUCGAUGGGCUAAACCGAUUAAAGAUUGUGAAUAUGAUCCUGCAUGAGGUUCUUAGAUUAUAUCCACCAGGGACUAUGAUCAUAAGAAAAACUUACCAGGAAGUGGAGCUAGGGGGGAUCAUAUUCCCACCGGGAGUGCAACUUUUGCUGCCUGUAUCAUUAAUUGUGCACCAUGAUCCUAAACUUUGGGGUGAAGAUGCUGCAGAAUUUAAUCCAGAGAGGUUUGCGGGAGGUGUCUCGAAGGCAUCAAGGAAUCAAGGCGCCUUCUUUCCAUUUGGUUGGGGUCCCCAGAUCGGCAUCGGCCAAAGCUUUGCGAUGAUCGAAGCAAAGAUGGCACUGGCCAGAAUUCUUCAGCAUUUCUCAUUUGAGCUUUCACCAACCCAUGCCCAUGCUCCUCACGUUGUUGUAACCCUGCACCCACAACAUGGAGCGCAAAUCAUUUUACACAGGCUCUAGCAUUACGGUGGAAUCUACAUCACACCUAGUUCUAGUUGCUUCUCCACAUAUUCGCUGCCUUCAUGCAUCGAUGAAGCAUGGUACAACUGACCUGGUCAUCAGCAUUUUAUGGCCUUUGCUGUUGUUGGCAGUCAUUGUAUAUAUUUUAGAUGGAUAACAAUUAACUAAAACUCUAUGUGACCGUUGCUCCA